GAGUAGCAGCAAAAGGUCGCCGUUUGAAUUGAGCUUCUUUUGCCUGUUUUUACUCUCAGCCGCAGCAGUCGAGAGGAAGAAGGGACUCAAGUUUUGGCUUGCAUGAAAACCGAAGAGAAGAGGGUGAGUAUCGAAGCCGAAGUCUUCACCGUAUCAGCCUUUCCAUUUUGAUGAUGUUGGAAUUGAAGCAGAGACAGAGAAGUGGGAAGAGACUGAAGCUGAAAAGGAAGGGGCUUUAAUCGAGAAUAAAUAGGAAGGGGGAAGACGAAAAAAAAAAGGAGAACAGGAAGAAAGAAGGGAAAAAACAGAGGAAUUUCCAGUAUCCUGGCCGGUCAAGCUUCUGUCUUGGCUUUAGGGGUGCAAUCUUGAUGACUGGCGUGCUCCUGUUGGCAGUCUGACGAUACAGUGGUUCAUGGUUUGGUUGAAACCAUAAACCAACGUUACUUUCUUUUCUCCCAAAAACCUAUGAGGAAGUAAAAUGCAGACUCUCAAAAAAUACUUAAUUUCCAACAAGCUUCACUUGAACUCCGAAAGCUCAUUUGGCUUUCUCUCUUCCCCUGCACUGUUAUCAAAUUCAAGCACAGAUUAUCUCAAGAUCAACUAUUUAAUCAGAUCUUGGAGUUUCUCAACAUCGAAGGUAAACUACUCUUCUAAUCAGUAUUCUUGCAAAAAAUCCGCUGAAAAUUCAAAAUCUGUGAUUCAGUUCCUUCAGAAGCUUGGGUUCUCUAAUACACAGAUGCAAUCCGCAGUCCGUGUUGCACCAAGAAUCUUACUCUCAGAUAUUGAUAGGACACUUAAGCCAAAGAUCCAGUUCUUUCAAGAAGAAGGAUUUGUAGGUUCUGAUCUUGCUGAGUUCAUUUCCAAGAAUUCUUCUGUCUUGAGUUUUAGUUUAAAUAGGAGACUGGCUCCUUGUGUUGAGAUUCUCAAGAAAGUUUUACUUAAUGAUAAAAGUAAUAAAGGCUUGAUUCCGGUUUUGAAGAGAUGCAGUUGGCUUGUUUGUGCACAUCCUGAAUUGGUUUUGUCGCGCAACAUUGCCUUUUUAAAUAGUUGUGGUAUUGUUGGAUCACAGCUGGCUUGGCUGUUGAGGAGGCAGCCCAGGCUCUUUGUUAGGCCAGAUUCUGUUGUUAGGGAUAAUGUUUCUCGUGCUUUGGAUAUGGGGUUUUCAGUUAACUCAAGGAUGCUCGUCUAUGCAGUAUAUACUAUUAGUUGCUUGAGUGAAAAAAGUUUGAAGAAAAAAUUUGAGUUGAUUAGAAGUUAUGGUUUUUCAGAGAAUGAAAGCAUGAUGAUGUUUAGAAAGGCUCCUCUUCUCCUCAUGGCCUCCGAGGAUAAAUUGAAGUUGGGAAUUGAAUUCUUCUUGAACAUAAUGGGGUUUAAGAAGGAACUGUUAAUUGGGAGACCUGCCUGCUUGAUGCACAGUUUGGAAGAUAGAAUCUUUCCUCGUUACAGGGUUUUGCAGGUUCUGAGGUCGAAAGAGUUUUUGAAAAGGAACAUGAGUUUUUUGGAGUUGGUGGCUUUGACAGAAGAGAAGUUCAUAGAGAAGUUUAUAUCGAGGUUCAAAGAUGAUGUGGAGGAAUUGUUGGUAGCUUACAAGUCUCAUCUUUUAGAUUCAUCUUCUUCUUCUGACGAGGAAGGCCCUUGUAAGGGUGAGUUUACAAAUAGUAGUUGAUCUUACUCAGUAUGCUCCUGAACGCAAUCUGCAUUCUUAUUCUGCUGAAAUGUCCCCUCCGAAACAAAUUUAAAGUUGAGUGGUUCGUAUCAGUUGUAUGCUUGUUAAUUUUAUGAUUUGUUAUUAAGGGUGAUUAAGCUGGUAUAUAUUGUUUAUAUGCAACAAUGCUGUAGGUAAUUUUUUUUGGUUGUUCCUGGGAGAUUUAACUGUCUUUUUUUCUUUUUGAAAUAAAGAGAGAUUAACUGUCUUGUACA
Molecule: messenger RNA, 1920 nt
Organism: Carica papaya (papaya)
Lineage: Eukaryota; Viridiplantae; Streptophyta; Magnoliopsida; Brassicales; Caricaceae
Product: transcription termination factor MTERF8, chloroplastic-like
Biological process (GO): regulation of DNA-templated transcription
Molecular function (GO): double-stranded DNA binding
Source: RefSeq, a predicted model, not a curated record